Messenger RNA from Colletes gigas, 11457 nucleotides. RefSeq names its product homeobox protein prospero-like. Gene Ontology annotation, molecular function: RNA polymerase II cis-regulatory region sequence-specific DNA binding; DNA-binding transcription factor activity, RNA polymerase II-specific. The transcript has 5 exons. The record is from RefSeq and is a predicted model, not a curated record. The coding region runs from base 1 to 3525 and encodes 1174 amino acids. Gene Ontology annotation, cellular component: nucleus. NCBI's taxonomy places the organism in Eukaryota, Metazoa, Arthropoda, Insecta, Hymenoptera, Colletidae. Gene Ontology annotation, biological process: regulation of transcription by RNA polymerase II.
AUGUCAUCGGGGGAGGAGACCGAGUAUUUCGCCCCCUACGGAGCAACCACGGAAAGCAAGCAACAGCAACUCCAGAAGAAGCAGAAGCGCACCAGACAGCGCGUGGACGCCGGCGAGCCGCGCAACAACUACUCGAGUAUACCGCACUUCACCUCCCGGCCAUCCUUCCACGGCGGUGGUUUGUACGGUUCGAUCUUCGGUGGCACCGGACAAACGCUUCCGCAGCAACAACAACCGUCGCAACAUCACCAAUCGCAAUCGCAACAACAACAGCUCCAGCAACAACAAGCUGGGGCAGCAGGAAGUCAAGGUCAUUUAGGAACAGCUACGACGGGUCCCACCGCACAGCAGCAUUCCGCCCACGCGGCUUUCGGGUUCUUCGGGGCACCGGGUUACGGCCCCGCCAAGAUGUUGAACGAGCUGCUUGGACGACAGGUCAAACAGGCCAGUGACGCCGGUGGCUCACCGCCAGAGGGCGGCCAUGGGAUGACUGGCGCCGGCAUGGAUUCUGCCGCGAAUUUGCAAUCGGGUGUUAAUUGUGACGAUCCCGCUACCGCCGAGCUCACGCAGCACAUGCUUCGCGACAUACUUCAAGGGCGCAAAUUGUCCGCGCUCUCGGCUCAAGAACAGCCGAACAACAAUAACAGUAUACACAGCAACAACAACAACACCACAGCGGAUCUACUUAAAUCUCAGCAGCAGCAUCAACAGAGUCCACAGCAGCAUCAGCAACAAAAUAGUGAUAGUGCGCGUAGUGGAACAGUGCAGAGUGGCGGAGAGGACAGUGGUGACGGGAAUAACGUCGUGAAUAACGCGAAUCACAGUGAACGUGAUACCGUGAUGCCGGGCGAUGCUGAGGAUAGCGCUGAGGACGCAGCCGCAGCCGCACGUGCUAUGGAGGAGGCCUUUGCCGAAGCUGGUAUGGAGCCUGGGGCCAAUUUGGAUGGUUCGGACUGCGAACAGAGUUUGCCGCCCAGUCCCACGCAACCAAGGUCAGGGUCCGUUUCCGUCAAGGAGGAAAUACAGGACUCGUUGAAUAUUAAACGCAGCCCUAGUAACUCUCCUUGUCCGAUCGUACCGAAAACCGAGACCAGCUCCCCAACGACAGAAAUAAAACGUGCUCGCGUUGAGAAUAUUGUCAGCACGAUGCGCAGCAGUCCUGCCCUUCAAACUACUACGGUGAACGGUUGUAAAAAACGUAAACUCUACCAACCCCAGCAACAGACCGUGCAUCACGUUCUCCAGCACAGUGUCAGCGACACGAUGAUGGACGACGAGGAGGAGAGCGAGGAGGAGGAAGAUCCUUCGACGAUUAGGCAAAAACGCGAGGAGAAGGAUAAUCUAAAAAGUCAGCUAAAGUUGCUGCACGAACAGUUGGCGGUAAUGCAACAAAAGUACAUGGAGCUUUCGAGCAGAAUGGAACCGGACACGAGCGAGAGCGGUGAUGCGCCCGCCAGUCCUCAGCAUCAACCUCAACCACCACCACCCAGACCACCGCGACCUCAUCCACCACAGUACAACGGCCUCCCAGCCAUUCCACCUGAACAUACGCACGCCACGGCAGCUAUAUAUCAUAUAGGACACAAAGCCUACCUCGAACAGCAACACGCUGCUUUGGAGAGAAUGAAGCAACAUCAGGAGGCUGCAGCGAGGCAACAGCAACAGCAACAACAGCAGCAUCAACAGCAACAUCAACAUCAACGACAAAGUUCUCCACCACCCCCUACGAGUCAAACACAGCAACAGAGUCAAAGCAAUACCGGCCCGUCCACGCCGCAAACGCCACAAAUGCAACCAGCGAGUACGCCUCUUCAGCAUAAAGACUUCCAAGAGAGGUUAAAUGUUUUUAGAGCCGCUGCAGCAGUUGGCUCAUCGGGUCCUCAUAUCACUGGUGCGGACCUCGAAGGCCUGGCGGAUAUGCUAAAGAUGGAGAUCACUUCGUCUUUGACGAAUCUAAUCGACAGUAUAGUGACAAGGUUCGUGCAACAGAGGAGGUUUGUUGGUAAACAAAGCGAGGCGGCGCAAGUUGCCGCCGAACAACUAAACAAGGAUCUCCUGUUGGCGAGCCAAAUACUCGAAAGAAAGUCACCUAGGACGAAAGUAGUUGAUAGAGGAGCACCACAACCACCCGGUGGCCCAAACGGGCCACGGGGGCCCCACAAUGGCGGGCCCCCUCCUCCACAGUCUACGGGUUUCCCUCAAAUCGGCCCCAUGGGUGGUGGCCCCCAUGGACCUCAUUCUGGCCCCACGGAAAACAACCUUAAUCAAAUGAACCAACUGCCCCCACACGUGAGGUCGUCUAGCACAGGAAUCUUUCAGACCCCGAAACCGCCGACGAUAUACGCUAUGGCCUCCAUGCAGGCGCAGCAACAACAACAGCAACAACAGCACCAACAGCAACGCGACCACCAGCAGAGAGAACAGCAGCAACGCGACCAAUACUGUAACAUGAGGGGCGACGAGAGAGAAGUCAGGGAUUCAGAACAGAACGAGGCCCUCUCGCUCGUCAUGACACCGAAGAAAAAACGUCAUAAGUAUUUUCCUUCACAGGUGACGGACACGAGGAUCACGCCGAGGACGGUGUCCAGAAUCCUGGCGCAGGAGGGUGGCGGUUCGCAAGGAGGCAAUGAGAGUCCACCGCCCCCACCACCACCGCGACCCUACCACGCGCCACCACCGAUGCUGCCAGUGUCUCUGCCAACCAGCGUAGCAAUACCAAACCCAAGUCUUCACGAGAGUCAAGUGUUCUCACCGUACUCACCGUUCUACAACCCUCACACGAGUCAUCCUGGUCAGGUACCACCCCCGGGGCCACAUCACCUACCUGCAAGUUCUCCAGGUGGAGGUGUAGACCUCAGGGAUUCCCCUCCAUUGCCCCAUCCGCCGGCUAUAUUGCAUCCUGCCUUAUUGGCGGCUGCCCAGCAUGGUAGUCCAGACUAUGGACACCUCAGGAUGGACAGCAACGAUCGGGCCAGUGAUUGUAACACUGGUGAAAUCAGCUACGACGGAGUUCAGCCUACAUCGUCGACGCUGACGCCAAUGCAUCUGAGGAAGGCGAAGCUAAUGUUCUUCUGGGUCAGGUACCCGUCCUCGUCCAUCCUCAAGAUGUAUUUUCCCGACAUCAAGUUCAAUAAGAACAACACAGCGCAGCUGGUCAAGUGGUUCUCCAAUUUCCGGGAGUUCUACUACAUUCAAAUGGAGAAAUAUGCGAGGCAAGCGGUUUCGGAAGGUGUGAAGAACGUUGAUGAUCUUCGAGUCGGUGGUGACUCGGAAAUCUAUCGAGUUCUCAACCUUCACUACAACCGAAAUAACCACAUCGAGGUAAGAGAUCUUCAACACUCAAACGUACCGAGUAACUUCAGGUACGUCGUCGAGCAGACGCUGAAAGAGUUCUUCAAGGCAAUUCAGAGCGGCAAGGACACCGAGCAGAGCUGGAAAAAGUCCAUCUACAAGGUGAUCUCGAGGCUGGACGACCCGGUGCCGGAGUACUUCAAAACCCCGAACUUCCUGGAGCAACUCGAAUGAAUCAGGAGGUCGCGUGGCUCUUGCUCUUCGUGGUGCGCGGGCUCAUCAGCGCUCGUCGGCUCCCAGUAAAACGAAAAAAAACGGAAACGAGAGAAGAAGGAACGGCCCAGCGAGGGAGGAUCGCAUCCGUCAGGAGGUACACGUCCUUCGCGUGAAGCGCGUUCAGGUAUCCUUAAACUAACAUAUCGCAGAACGGGCGUGAUAGAGAACGUGCGAGAGCGUGUAGGGGAGUAAUACAAAGAAGUAAAAGAAGAUGCAGCGUUCGGAUGGUACGAAUAGGAUCAUCGCCAAGGCAUCGAUCAUCAUCAAGGAACGAUGAGGAGCGCCGACAAAGGAUCAGGCUGUGACCUAAUCACGAGACAACGUCCUCGCGCGAGACGAGGGUGGAUGUAAAUUUUACGCUUCGUGCCUUUCGAUUCCUGGCCGAGAUUCACGGAGUCUCGGAACCUCGGGUUACUAAAUAACGAGGCCGUGAAACCUGUCCACCCUGUUCUCGUCGCGGCGACAAUACCGAUAUCAAAAAAAAAAAAAUGACGGUCUUGGGAGAAAGCGAAGAAACAGGACGAAAGCGUGGUCAACGAACGGCAAGGAUACACACAUACACACACACACCAGCUUCGAGCGACGAGUAUUGUUUGGAUUUGUUGCGUACAGUUCACCGAUUACCGCCUAAUUUUAAGAGACUCGUUUUCGGGAUUAGGGAUAAGGAACGUUUGACCCGCGACAACGAGUGAACGACCGGCGGCUGUUUGUACGAGCGAAGAGAUAACGAGGUGUUUACGGUACUGUUUGUCCAUGUUUUUCAAAGAGCCGAUAAUUAUUGUCUAACGGUGGAGCGAGAUCCGCUGGACGGAUCCUCCGUAGCUUCCGGUUGAGAGGCAGAAGAGGAGGAACCCUUCUCGUGGAUCUUCGGGAACGACUCGAAACGAACGCCUCGCCCUUCGUCCCGCGUCGUUCCGUGCGCACAGAAGAAACAACGAUGGCCAGUUUCACACGGCAUUCGUCACGCUGUACCUCGUGGUUUUUUUUAACGGACCUCGUGCCUCGACCUCGGUCGCAACAGCCACGCCGGUCGGUCGUCGUCCCGGCAGCCAUUUAUCUUUCAAACGCGUUCGAAGCAACGGGGACCCCGCGUACCUCGACGGGAUUCCGUUGCUUCGAACGGAUUCGAAGAACGGCGCGAUUCGCGCCGAAUCGAAAUUUCGCGGGAACGAAAGCCCCGACGGACUCUUCGGCGCGAUACUUCUUUUUUCCUUCGACAGAAAACAACCAUGGUUCGAAAGAAACAAUCAACGGCCGGUCGCGGGUGGUCCCGCGGCCGUCCACCAGGAUCUCGAUCCUUUCUCUUAAGUUGUACAUAUAAUUAUUUGAUGAUCGCACCGUGCAAACGUCGAACGGCGGGUUCGAGAUCUUCGUCAAUGCUGCUUGGCUCGAUCGAACGGGAAAAUUGAUAAUAUUAUAUCCUACGGUGAGAAUUCCUACGAUAAUUCUGGCGAGAGCCUCGACAUUCCACAUUCGGACGAGCGUGACGCGAACAUCGAACACUCGAGUGAUACGCAACGCGAUCGAUAAUAAUACCGAAUAAUCGAAGAAAUAUAAGACACCUAUUUUUCAUUUCUCCGCGGAGGAAGGGAUCUCCUUGUCGUUGUAUCGUGUUUAGUUGGUCCGAGAUUUGCUCGCCGACGAAAGGGGGGGGGAAAAACGAAAUGAAAAACGAACAAAGCCAGAGGGAAAGCAAUCGCGUUGCAUUGAACGAGAAGACGGUGCGCGGAUCACAAUAUUACGCGUGACAUUACGUAGAAGAUGUUUUUAUUAAUGGUUAGUUGAUAUAAACGAGGUUAGACUAGUCGCAGUGACAGGAGUACGAGUGGCAGGGACGACAAAAAAAAAGGGAAGGGCGAACGGUAUUUAGAACCGGAUCCAAGCACCGGCGGCUUUCUUAAGCGUUAGACGAUUUAAAAUGAAAAAAAAAAAGUGAAAUGGUUGAUAAUAAUAAGGGAAACGAAAUCACCGCGUAAAAUAAUGGGAGAUAAAUUGAGAAAAAGUUAAAUAACCGCGAGCCGGUGCGUAACCAUAUACAAAGUAGAUUAUUAUAAAAACGUAUAUAUAUAUAUACACAUAUAUAUAGAAAUAUAUAUAUGAAGAAAUUUGAAAAAGUAUAUAUACAUGUAAUUGCGUCAAAUUAUAUGUAUAUAUAUAUUAGAGACUUAUAAAACGAAAGACGGAUGUUGGCGCGAUUUAAAUUGCGUAAAGAAUGUGUGACAGAGGGUUAGACGCCCGUGUCUCCCUUAUUCCUCUUGUACCCGACCUAUUACACGAUGACAUACGCGCAUACACGUCCAUACAGACACACACGCGACACACGAACACAGUUUGAACGAUGUACGCGCGGGUACGCACACGUGCCCCGUACAUCGUGCAUACACAAGUACACGCACGCAGGCAAGCGCGGGAAAUCAGUGACGACGCCAAAGUACGCGUUCUUACCGCAGAAAUUUCUUUUCCGCUAGACGGUUUGUAGAUAAUUUUAUCGUACGAUAUAAUAAUUAUAAUUAUAAAUCUAUUUCGGGUGGUAGCGAGUCCUUGUAACUUAACCUACUUACCUUUUUCACUAUUACCUACCAUUAUUAUUCUCGCUAUUAUGUGCACUAUUAUUAUUAUUAUUAUCAUCAUUAUUAUUAUUAUUAUCAUCAUUAUUAUUAUUGCUAUUACCAUCAUCAUUAUUAUAUAAUUAUUACGAUUAGUACUAUUAUCAUUAAUUACGUUACGAGUAUCCCGCGAUUCAACAAUUUUAUUCGAAUCACAAUUAUCGUUUCCAUGUCGCUUUGUACACCAAAGUAUCGCUUGGUUUAGCCCACGUCUAAACAUUUAUCUAUUUUUUUGCGUCGCGAGAAUAUCAAGAGUAACGCGUCGUUCCCCAUUCCACAGUCCUGUCCCCCUUUAUGCGUUUAUUCUCCUUUUAUUUUAAGAUCGAACCAAAUUCUUAUACAGUCCUUGCCACCCUUUAAUGACGUUUCGUCAAUGUUCUGGCAUUUAGUUAUUAUUAUAUUUAGUUAUUGUAUUAUUAUUAUUAUUAUUAUUAUUAUUAUUAUUAUUAUUAUUAUUAAGCAUGUAUUAUGCAGUGUACACAGCAGAGAGAAAAGCAAAAAAGAAAUACUACACGAAUACACACGUUUUUGUAAGCGGUGAGUCUUAACCUAGUCACGAGUCACUAUUUUUUAAUUUUAACGAUCAAUCUAUCGAUUAUUAUUUUAUUUAUUAUUUACGACAAUAAAAGCGAGACAUUGGACCCGUGUUGUCUUUUUUAUUUUUCGUUGGUUCUGUUUUCGUUCGUCGGAAACUCCGAGUACCCGGCCACGCGCGCCACUCCCGCGUCAUCCUCAACCCCCUCGAAACCCGUUUUCAAAAUCGUACGAGAAAAAAGAAAAAAAAAAAAUGUGAAAAAAAUUAAAAAAAUUUAAUCGAACGACACACCCGGGCGAAUCGUCUCGAGCCGAAACGUUUCGAACAUUCGACUGCCGACCUGGCCUAUCUUUCUGUCCAAACGAACGAAGCUCUUCUCGAAAGGAACGCGACGACGACGCUUCGUGCCGGAAACCGACGACCGUCGAGUCGAGUCGAGGAACGAAAGGGACACGAGAGAAAAGAGGGGAAAUAGAAAAACUAUAUUUAGGGGUGACGGUGUGGGGUAAAUUCGAAAAUUUCGACUCCUAGACGACUAGAAUUAGUCAAGGCCUAAAAUUAGUAAUCUCCUUCGGCGCUGGCCUAAGAUUUUGGUCUAAACGUUCACGGGGAGGAAAUAGAAAAUGAGAGGAGGACGGGGUGGGGUAGUUAGGCGUGGGAUUAUAAGCGGGAACGCGUAGAAAAUUUCGAAAAACGACGAUAACGUACCUGCGGUCGCGUCGAACGUCGAACUCGACUCGGGAUCGCGAUUUCCGGCCGGAACUCGCGCGUCGUGCUCGCUGAUUCUUGUGUUUCGUUCGGCUUUAGUUCCUACGUUACUCGCACCUACAAACACCACUUUGCCAAAGGGGGAAAUUUAGUAACGAAAUCUCGAGGGAGAUUUAAUCUACCAAUGCGCGAAACGAUCGGCGCAGACGUCGCGUUUCGACGAAUCGCGCUCGUUUGCGCGGGCAAACACGCCCUGUCGAUACGUUUUUUAAUUUACCCAAAAAAUUCUGCCCGCUUUCGAGCUGUUUGUCCAGCACUCUGAACAACGGAUCGACGGAAAGCGGAGGUAGCGUUUAAUUAGGCGAAAAGUGGACUUUUUAUCGAUGUUACGCGGGUAUCGAUCGUUCACCGUGAUCGAUCGAUUAUUUAAGGAGUCGAGAAAAUUAGUAUAAAUAAAUAUUCAACACCAUUAUUUUGCAAGCUCGUUUAAAUAUUCACUGAGAACGGUAGGUCUUCGAAUACCAACGAUUGCAAUUAUUCUGAUUUCACAGGAACGUUACACAAAGGUUUCGCACAGAGAACGCAUUCGUGGAUUAAACUUGCGCUCGUUUGGCGAAAAUUAACAAUAACCACCUUACGCGUCAACAUCUUUCUCGAAACGAAGCAUCCUCUUCAUAACCGCUGACAAAUUUUAAACGAAGUAACCGAGCAACAAUUCGAACAAGAACUAUAGAAACCGUCACCAUCCUCAUACUCCGUCAUUCGAUGCGACAGAGAGAAACUUAGACACCGAUAGAAUUCUAACAGUAAACAGUCCCGGAGAAAGAAGAACCGCCACCAAUAGUACCGAUUUAUUCCAACGACUCAAGCUGUAACCGAACUUGAUCCAAUCACACGCUUACCAGAAACACAAGCAUCGCCAACAGUUGACCUAUACAUGUAUGAUUUGCAGCCGGACAUUCCGGCGCCGAUUCGAGCACCGACGAACGUCCGAUCGAAAUCCAUUUCCGACAAAAAAUCCCGAGUCGUCCUUCUCAUCGCAGACAAGAGGCUCGCCGAUUUCCGCGAGCGUCCGGAAACGGAAGCCGGUUGAACAGCCGACGUUUCCGUUCACCGAGCAGAGCAUUCGUCGCAGCGUAAUUCUCGCCAGUGAGGACUUUUUCGAUUUCUUUCUCCGUCGAUCGAGGAUCGAGGGUCCCGGCGCGAAGGACGAACCGCCACGGAUCACGAUAACGAAUCGCGAACACCCGCUCGAGGCCCAGACAGAGCGAACGGAGGCCGAGAUCCGCGUUCCGCUCUCCUCGAUGGUCGAUCGGUGCCCACGCGUCCUGGGAUCGAGCCGCGGUCUCGAUCGUGGCCCCCGUAAGGGUCGUAGCUCGUGGUUCCUCGCGGACACGACUCGGGCUUCCGGUCGUCGUCGGGGACGCGCGAUCGUGAACGGAGCGGACGCGCGGACGUGAAACCGAAGAGAACGAAAGGGAUUUCCUGCGCCGACGAAAACUUCACGGACAACACGAGUCCGCGCGAUCCUGUUUCAGGUACGAGACCAGUGGGGGAUGAAAUUGCGAAAGAAAGAGAACGAACGAAAGCCGAUCGACUCGCCGUUAUUACGUUUUGUGCAACGGGGCCAAGGCACGGAGAACUAGUACACAGGACGAGACGAAAGGACUUUUUAAAAUACGGAUAUGUGCGGGGGGGAAAAAAAGAAAAAAAAGAAACGAUGGAGAGAAAGAGGUGGGGAGAAGGAACGGAAAUGGAAGAACGUUUGAGAGAGACGGAAACGGAAUAAUAAGCAUACGUACAUACCUAAACGCGUAAGUCUUAAGGAACACACGUGUAAGCAGAAUUAAGUAAUAGUAUUUAACGUUAACACUUGCAAGCUAUUAAUUAUUAUAUAAACGAUUAACUCAAGGUAAUUAAACCAAAAAAACUAAAAAUACUAAAACAAAACCGAGCGGAAGGUCGUAUCACGCUGCAGUGGAAGAGGAUACCCACUUAAGAGGAAAUGAAAAUACUGAAACGUAAAGUGACACAAACACGCUAAUAAACUAAUUAUUAUUGUAUGAUUAUAUAUUAUUAUUACGAUUAUUACUAUCGAGUUCGAGAAUCGUCGUGAUAAAAAGAAAAAUGAUAAAAACGUACGAAUAGGAGAUAGAAAACGAUGCGUGAAUGCGGGGUAACUAGGGAAACCGUGAGAAUGCGACAUCGAGAACGUGCGCGCGCGCGUGUGUGUAUGUGUGUGCACGCGAGAGGGAGAAGCUGAAAAUACUUCGAAGUACGUUCAUCGAGAAUAAUCAUUCCUCAAACUAUUAGAAACGUAAAUUAGGGUAUAACAUAUUAUGACGAAAUAUUGCGAUUACGGAGGAUAACGUGACGAUAUGCAACGCGCGCGAUACCAGUGUGUGUGAACGAAGGGAGAGCAAGAGAUUAAAGAGAGAAAGGAUAGAGCGAGUUAAGGAGAGAAAGAGACAAAAAGAGGGAAGAUAUAUAAAGCGUUUUUUUUCUCCGUAAUGGUCUCAUCGCGAACCGGAAAUCGCGCGACGUUAAACUUUAUAGUCUAGGGACGCAAGGGAAGGAAAAUUCGAGCGACUCGAAGAAAACGUGCGACCGAGGUGGAAAUUAGCGAGAACGAAUGAGAGAUAAGAGAGACAGCGAGAGAGAGAGAGAGAGAGAGAGAGAGACUGCGAGCGAAAACGUGGAUCAGACAAAAGGAGGGGAUGAAUGCGACGAGAGAAGUUACGUUUUUAUGCAAGAGAGCGCGUGCGUAUGCGAAGAAAAUUAAAAAAAGUGAACAUAAAAAGAGAAGAUUAAAGAAAAAAAAAAAAAUGAUGGAGUUAAGAGAAGAAUUACUGAUUGUUGACACUGAUUACUGAGUGAGCAAACUUUCUGUGUGAUAAUCUCGUAGUACACGUAGCGCGUUAAGUCUACAAUACGUUUCGGUAGGGGAUUUUUAGGUGAGAGCGAUUAAACUUUUUAAAAAUGACGAACGUGAAGAAAUUGAUGUGAGGCGAAGGAAGAAGAACACGCGGAACCCUCCGGUCGAGGAUUUCGAGAGGCGUUUGCAAUGUAUAUUUUACGAAUACUUUGGAAAAUUGGUCGACGGGGGAUCGGUCUACCCGUCGACAGUCGACAUAUCAUCGCGUGUAUAUUAAAUAUCGAUUCCUGUGUUAAUUGGUUGCAGGGAACUCGACGGAGCCGUCGAUUACUCCGGUUCGUCGAAUUAACGUAGGGAAUUAGUUCCUUUGAUUUGAGGAUGUAGUGGUCUUUGUAUUAGAAAAAUUCUUUGUCCCCGACCGCGACAUUCGAGACGCUUUUUCUCUAGUUAUUUUUCGUUCACAGGACGAAGAGGCAGUCGAUUACUCCUGCCUCGAUCACAGACUCGGUCUUUGCGGGCCGCGAUGUUCCGACUGGAUUCGGUUCUGUCCAAACGAUUCAUUUCUAUAAUUCGUUGAUACGUUCCAUUUAAUCGUGCAAUAGAUUACGUUCACUGCAGAGACGUUGUUGUUGUAAUGCUUUUAAAUCGGUGGUUGUUUAUUUGAAAACAUAAAUGAAAAUUACUCAGUCUGAAGAUUUUGCAACAAUGAAGGGACUAAGAUCGAGUGAAUUAGUUUAAGUAAAUACCUUUGGCUGCUUUUCGAUAUCUAUUUCGUGAUGGGUGAGGGAGAGAGAAAAAGCGAGAGUGAUGAAAAUUUAAUAGAGGUAGCGAAAAUUCUAAAUUAAAGUUCCUAUCGCUUAGCCUUCUAGCCGAAUCUUCGACGAGCGAUUUUAAAUAAACAACCCUUCCGUUUCACGCACGAGUACAUUAAUCGCCGUUCAACUACCUCGAAUUAGAAAAUCCACUGACGGCACACCCCCCCUCCGAGCAAAGACUCAAAACGGCCCGCAAAGCUUACGACUCGUUACCAAACCCCCAACGCCCCCUCUGUCUCUGCACACGUAUUUCUGUCCACGGAUCACGAAACGAGAGGCUGUCGAUACUCCAGCUCUCGAAAGACUGAAGAUCCUCGAUUAACUCCCACGGUCACGCGACUAACCCCCCUC